Messenger RNA from Thelazia callipaeda (thelaziosis nematode), 1917 nucleotides. NCBI's taxonomy places the organism in Eukaryota, Metazoa, Nematoda, Chromadorea, Rhabditida, Thelaziidae. The record is from the annotation of a GenBank genome assembly.
AUGUUGCACUAUUCCAGUUGGAAAUACUGUCGAUGUUUGUUGCAUGGGCGUAAAAGUUGCCUGCGAGUGGUCGUGCCAAUUUAUCAGCAGUCAACUUUGGGGAUCCCAGUUUGUUCACGUCCAUCCUCAUCACUCAACAUUGACACUCCAGUCUGUCAGUCCAGAGAGAAUUGGUAUUAUCAGUUAUCUCAUGGAACCCCAAAGAUGAAUAUGGAUUUCAAUGCAGCAGAAGAAAGCACUGUCGUUAGGAGAUCUGAACCGAGAGAGGAUGUGAUUUCUGCAUUAAAAUCUUUCUUUGAAACAUUUGGGUGUUACAAUGUUCGAGAAGUGCUGGAUGAUUUACCUAUACAAGCAUAUAAAAUGAUUUUGUCAAGCUUCCCGACUGAAGACAACGUUUCAGCAGUGCCAUCAAACAAAAAGCAUAUUUAUGACACCGUACUAAAUAUGAAGUUAAAGGAGAGCCUGAAAAGGCCAUUGAGGUUUCAAACAAGUCAGCUCAUUGACAAUCGAAAAAUACAACCUGCUGCCAGUAGUGUAUGUUCUACUACAGAAAAUUUGCAAAGGCGGACGUUUAAAACAACGGCACAUUUUACCACUGUCGGCAAUGGAGCCGUGUCAUGUCAAGAAAAAGUGCACGAGCAUCCUAAUCGGGAGAAUAGAUCGAUAAAUGCGAAAACGAAGAUCGCUUCUGUUGAGCAACUAAAGCAACUUACUUCAGAAAAGGAUCUAAAUGGCAUUAAAAAAGUUUUAAGUGAAUGUCUCUGGCCGUAUCACCGUCGUCUAAAAACAUUCAUCGCAGACCUUUUUGAACUUUUUAUCACUCAUGGAAAAGAUGCUAGGGAGGGCAUAUGGCUUGUGGACAAUUUUGCAUCAGCAUGUAGCCGUGUUGUAUUGCCCAGUUCUCUCAUUGUACAGUUGAUCAGGCGAAUUUUAAAUGAAGAGGGUGUAGAAUCAGCAAUAAACUAUGCUCAUCAUUAUCGAGGUCUCUUGCUGACAAAGCCUCCUCCGGAUUUAUUCUGGAAAAAUUCCUCAGUUAUUGCCGAAAACCUCUUUACUGAUGCUUUUCAAAGAGAUCAAAAGGCGCGAAUUCACGAACUUUGUGACAUAAUGAUAGAUCUGGGUCUUCUGCGUGAUAGUUCACCUUAUUUGUGUGCUGUCGUUAAAUCUCAUUUGGAAAGUAAUGGUUUUGAUCGAACUUUCAACUUGUGGUAUAAAAAUGCUCAAAAAUAUCGUAGAAUUUCUGGUUCUCAUCUUCUCAUACGCCAUACUCUAGCUGAACAUAAUCUAAGUGACAUUCUCCGAGAGAAAAGGCUUCGAAACAUUUUGGGAAAACUUGAUGAAUUUGGGGCCUUCUACGAUGGUCUUGCUGAACUGGUUAUCGAAUUAAUAAGAAAAAAUAUGAUAUGUGAAGCUGAGCUAGUUCUAAAAAGACUGAAAAUUUCUGGACGCCAUUAUAAGCAAUCUCUCUACCGUCUAAAAUAUGACACGGAAAAUUUAUUUCAUAUCGAGCUUUUCGCUGCAGUUUUCUCAAGUUCUAUACUAGAGGAAACUAAUAUUCCUCGUUCACAAAAGAGCUUGCGAUGUCAGUUCUCAAAAACAAAUUCAACAGUUCCCUCGCCAAUUAUGAAUGUAUCAAAUCCCAAGAAUUUUCUAAUAUCACUUUUAUCAAUUUGGCAACCUCGUUGUAUGCAGAAAUUCGAGGUGCGUUCAAAAAAAAAAUUUAAAGCCGAUGUGAAACAAUUGCAGGAAGUUACUCACGUAGUGAAAAAUGUUUGGUUCGAAUUGGCAACUAAAGCUAAUGACUUUGAAUCAUUACAACGUCUACUUACCUGGGUUACGAAAUAUAACAGUGAUGAAUUCGGUCGUCUGAAAAAAGAAGUCGAAAAUUUCCUCGAAGGAAAAGAAAUUGGAACGUAG